GACGCGAUUUCCUGUGCCGGCCUCUUACCCCUUGUGUUAGUGUGAGCGGAGCAUGGAAGGACUUCUUGGGCACUAUGAAGAGAGACUGCGGGAGCAGGAAUCAGAGAUUAUAUCUCUGACCAAAGAGAUCGCAGCCCUAAGAAACUUUGCAUUUGUUGGUGACUCACCAAGCUUAGAAGGACUGUGGGAAGAGAACUCCAAACUGAAGUACCGACUGAACAUCCUGCGUAAGAGUCUUCAGGAAGAAAUAGACCCAUCAGUAAAAAGCAUGAUUAACAUCAAUGUCAAGCUCCGAGACAUUUUUGACGGGGCUAUAAGAGCAUCAUUUCCUGAAUUGGUAAAUGCACCAUUGGCAGUCACUCCGAGUCAGCAAUCUAAGUUUGGUGACUACCAGUGCAACAGCGCAAUGGCAAUGACCCAGAUGCUUAAGGCAAAAGGUGAAAAAGUAAGCCCAAUUGAAAUUGCAAAUAAAAUUGUUAGAAAUCUUCCAGAAAAUAACUUGAUUGAGAAAACAGAAAUUGCUGGCCCAGGUUUCAUUAAUGUACACAUAAAGAAGAUUUUCAUAUCGAAACAGCUGACCAAGCUGCUGGUGAAUGGUGUCCAACCACCUGUAAUAGGAGAAAAGAAAAGGGUUGUCGUUGAUUUCUCUUCUCCAAAUAUUGCCAAAGAAAUGCAUGUGGGUCAUUUACGCUCUACCAUUAUAGGAGACAGCAUAUGCCGAUUAUUUGAAUUUGUUGGACACGAUGUACUCCGGAUAAAUCAUUUAGGAGAUUGGGGUACUCAGUUUGGCAUGUUGAUUGCCCACCUGCAAGAUAAAUUCCCAAACUAUCUGUCAGUCUCUCCACCUAUUGGGGAUCUCCAGUUAUUUUACAAGGAGUCCAAAAAGAGAUUUGAUGAAGAAGAUGACUUUAAGAAAAGGGCUUAUCAAUGUGUAGUGCAGCUGCAGAGCAAGAGUCCUGGCUUCAUCAAAGCCUGGAACCUGAUCUGUGAUGUAUCCAGAAAAGAAUUUCAGAAAAUUUAUGAUUGUCUGGACAUUUGCAUCAUCAACAGAGGAGAAUCCUACUAUCAAGAUAAAAUGAUCCAAGUGGUUAAAGAAUUUGAAGAGAGAGGUUUAGUUGAAGUGGAUGAAGGAAGAAAAGUUGUAUUUCCUCCUGGAUGCUCAAUACCUCUGACUAUUCAGAAAUCAGAUGGGGGAUUUACGUACGAUACUUCAGACCUGGCCGCCAUAAAGCAGAGAUUACAUGAAGAGAAAGCAGAUAUUAUUGUUUAUGUAGUGGAUAGUGGACAGGGCAUUCACUUACAGAAUGUGUAUGCAGCUGCUCAGAUGAUUGGUUGGUAUGAUGCAAAAGUGACCAGAGUAGAACAUGCUGGAUUUGGUGUUGUCCUAGGAGAAGAUAAGAAAAAAUUUAAAACCAGGUCAGGUGACACUGUUAGAUUAAUUGAUUUGCUGGAAGAGGGGCUGAAACGCGCUAUGGACAAGCUAAAGGACAAAGAGAGAGAUAAGGUACUGACUCCCGAAGAUUUGGAAGCUGCACAGAAAGCUGUUGCCUUUGGGUGCAUAAAAUAUGCAGACUUGUCCCACAACAGGAUGAAUGACUAUAUCUUCUCAUUUGACAAAAUGUUGGAUGAUCGAGGGAACACAGCUGCCUAUUUGCUGUAUGCUUUUACCAGAAUAAGGUCUAUUGCAAGAUUGGCAAAUAUCACUGAUGAACAACUGCACAUAGCAGCUCUGGAAACAGAGAUACAUUUACAGCAUGAGAAGGAGUGGAAACUUGGCAAAAGCAUCCUCAGGUUCCCUGAGAUUCUGCAGAAGAUUUUGGAUGACCUCUUGCUACACACUCUAUGUGAUUACCUAUAUGAAUUGGCCACCACCUUCACAGAGUUCUAUGAUAACUGCUACUGUGUGGAAAAGGACAGACAAACUGGUCAGAUUGUCAAGGUGAACAUGGGCAGAAUGUUGCUGUGUCAUGCUACAGCUGUUGUAAUGGCUAAAGGCUUUGAUAUUCUGGGAAUCAAACCUGUACAGAGAAUGUAACAUUGUAAUGACCAACUGAGUUUCUGUUCUUUAUUACAUGCAGAAAUUGAUUUUACUUUUCUAAAAUAAAAUAAAUUGAAUAAUGCAAUAA
This is a messenger RNA of Bufo bufo (common toad), 2126 nucleotides long. RefSeq names its product arginyl-tRNA synthetase 1 (gene RARS1). The transcript is spliced from 15 exons. Lineage: Eukaryota; Metazoa; Chordata; Amphibia; Anura; Bufonidae. Bases 53 to 2035 code for a protein of 660 amino acids. The record is from RefSeq and is a predicted model, not a curated record. Gene Ontology annotation, molecular function: arginine-tRNA ligase activity; ATP binding. Gene Ontology annotation, biological process: arginyl-tRNA aminoacylation. Gene Ontology annotation, cellular component: cytoplasm.